Messenger RNA from Daphnia pulex (common water flea), 7272 nucleotides. RefSeq names its product guanine nucleotide-binding protein G(o) subunit alpha (gene Galphao). Gene Ontology annotation, molecular function: G-protein beta/gamma-subunit complex binding; G protein-coupled receptor binding; GTPase activity. Gene Ontology annotation, biological process: adenylate cyclase-modulating G protein-coupled receptor signaling pathway. The transcript is spliced from 8 exons. Bases 1231 to 2295 code for a protein of 354 amino acids. NCBI's taxonomy places the organism in Eukaryota, Metazoa, Arthropoda, Branchiopoda, Diplostraca, Daphniidae. The record is from RefSeq and is a predicted model, not a curated record. Gene Ontology annotation, cellular component: heterotrimeric G-protein complex.
AGCGGAUGCGGCGGCGGCGCUUUUCCUCCUCCUCCUCCCGACCGGCGACGUCUGCCUCUCUCCUAUCCUAUCCCCCCCUACGUGAGGAACGUACAGAGCAGAGCAGAGCAGAGCAAAAAGGACGGCCGGGCGUCUAGUAGUUUUCGAUACUCGGGGACGCACACACAUCCAUUGACAACUGCGGGUCCGCACACCAUUUUCUCUCUCUCUCUCUCUCCACCUAAGGCAGAAGAAGAAAUUUCUACCAACUACUCCCAUCACAAUUCAAGAAGAAAUUCAAUCAGCACAACUGAAGAUCGAACAAUUUUUCCCGACAUUUUUCAACAUUUUUUUUGGGGUGGGGAACUCGAUUUGUAAAAUUCCGAAAAUUUCCCGGCCAAUGUGAAUCGCCGACAUUGGUCCACCAACGACACUCGUCUCCAGCCACUUACAACUACUCGGGGGUUUCGUGUGUUUCCGUGUGGUCAUUCGUUUGGCGUCGAGUUCUCUUUUGACCUCGCAUUUUGGCCAGCUAUGUCUACUACCUGCUGGUCGUUGGCCAGUGAUUCGCUCUUGUCAGUGUCUUGUUGAGAGUGCCGUUGCAUCAUCGCCAGUCGGAACGGAGACAAGGAAACGGGAGCCAAUUUUUUUUCCCCAAUUGUAUGUGUGUGUGUGCGUCACCACACGUCGCGGGACUAUUUGAAAACAAAAGGAAGCGCUAACAAUCGGGUUGAAACAAACCAAAAAACCCAAAAAGUCUCUUUUUUUGCUUUCUUUUUGACUCCCCCCUCCCCUCCUCGUAUACGCCAGUGCGUGUUUGUGUGUGUGUGUGUGUGUGAGAGUGUGCAUCAGUGUGCCUGUGUGCCUGUGUGUGAGUGAGAGAGUGUUGGCGUCCGGUUGAGAGUGUGUAAACGUUGGGCAGUGGUGGCGAAACGGCGAUCGCGGAUGUCGAGGACAGCCAGCCAGUCUCGCCAGCGGUGAUAUAUAUACAGCACAAAGUCAGCUGUCGACACUACUGCUGCCUGUCGACGUCAUCGUCCUCCUCCUCCUCCUUGCGGCAAAAGAAGAAGAAGCGAAUCUUUUUGGCCACCGCCCGUACCCCCUGUACCCAGAGAUCCAACGACGACGAGUACCAACUGAAUUACAACAACCCACAACCGUCGGUUGUAAUCAACACCUCCAACGAGUCCAGCCAAGGCACACAGCACAGCAGCCACAUUGUCUCGCCUGAAGGAUUGGAGCUUACCGAAAAUGGGUUGCGCCAUGUCGGCUGAGGAGAGGGCGGCCGUUGCCCGUUCCAAACUCAUCGAAAAGAACCUCAAAGAAGAUGGCAUCCAAGCGGCCAAAGAUAUCAAACUCUUGCUACUCGGUGCUGGCGAGUCCGGUAAAAGUACCAUCGUCAAACAGAUGAAAAUCAUUCACGAGAGCGGCUUCACAUCGGAUGAUUUCAAACAAUAUCGACCGGUGGUCUACAGCAACACCAUUCAGUCGCUGGUGGCCAUCCUGAGAGCCAUGCCCAAUCUGGGCAUCUCCUUCGUCAACAACGAGAGAGAGCCCGACGCCAAGAUGGUGAUGGACGUCAUCUCGCGCAUGGAGGACACCGAGCCCUUCUCCGAAGAACUGCUGGCAGCCAUGAAACGACUGUGGAUCGAUUCCGGAGUCCAAGAAUGCUUCGGUCGAUCUAAUGAAUACCAACUCAACGAUUCCGCUAAAUACUUUUUAGACGAUUUGGACCGAUUGGGAGCCAAGGAUUACCAGCCGACUGAACAGGAUAUUCUGCGAACGCGAGUCAAAACUACCGGCAUCGUCGAAGUCCACUUUUCAUUCAAAAACCUCAAUUUCAAAUUGUUCGACGUCGGAGGGCAGCGCUCCGAGCGGAAGAAGUGGAUCCAUUGCUUCGAGGACGUGACGGCCAUCAUCUUUUGCGUGGCCAUGUCCGAGUACGAUCAAGUGCUACAUGAAGACGAGACCACCAACCGAAUGCAAGAGAGUUUGAAACUGUUUGAUUCGAUUUGCAACAACAAAUGGUUCACGGACACGUCCAUCAUCCUCUUCCUCAACAAAAAGGAUCUCUUUGAAGAGAAAAUCAAAAAAUCUCCUCUGACCAUCUGCUUCCCAGAGUACACAGGUGCGCAAGAGUACGGCGAAGCGGCGGCCUACAUCCAGGCCCAGUUCGAAGCCAAGAACAAAUCAACGACCAAGGAGAUCUACUGCCACAUGACGUGCGCCACGGACACGACCAACAUCCAGUUCGUGUUCGACGCCGUCACCGACGUCAUCAUCGCCAACAAUCUACGAGGAUGCGGCCUCUACUGAGCUCUGCCAGCCCCCCAAACUUUAUACAUUGAACUUUUUAAAAAUUCAUCAUCCACUUUUAUUCCCCCCUUUGAUUUUGUAUUCUUCACUUUGGGUUCAAAUUCGAAGAAAUUUCGUUUUCUCUCUCUCUUAAUUUUGGGGUGGGAUUAACAAUUGUGUGGGGAAAUUUCCCUCCUCGUCCAGCCCCACCUCUUUUUGCUCCCGGCCGGAACAAAAAACGGAAACAGGAAAAUCGCGCGCACACACCAAAAUGACGUCAUCGCACAGUAAAAUAAUCCCAGACUGAAAAAAUAUAGUGAACCGUUUUCUUACCAAAAGCGCAACAAGAAAAGAGCAGCUCAUCUCUCCCGACUCUUGUCGACUGUCAUUUUUUUUGGGUUUCUAAAUUAUUCCUUUCUGCCUGUUGUUUGUUUCUUUUUUCUUCUAUCUCUCUCUCUCUCUCUUGCCCACUCAAAAACACUCCCGCGUUCGGAAGGGAAAAAAUCUUCCUUCCUUGUCUGAACCGGAUGUCGUCGGCUCACGUCGUUUACGUCAAUCGCGUCAUCAUCAGACCCAACUGUUCUCCCUGUCUCAAAAAAGCGCACGCUAGUCAAUGCCCCACCCACUGCCCCAACAGCCUCUCUCUCUCCACAUAUAAAAGAAGAGAUGAAAGUCGACGACAGCCGCUCCCGCACACGAGGAGAAUUGCACAAAAGAGAGAGAGAGAAUUCACGGGAAGAUGAAUCGAUUUAACAAAAAGGGGCGGGCGGGGGGAACUUAUUAUUAUGAUUAUGUAAAAGACGAAAUAACUCUCCCACAAUGUCGAGAGGCCAGCAGCCAAGUCCCCUGAAAAAAUAAGAGGAAGCAAAAAAAAAUGCGCGCGUGCUGUGUGUGUGUGUGUGUAAAGGAGAUGACAUUCCAAUCUUUGAUUUCAAAGCUCUUUUUGAUUUCUCUCCGCACGCUUUUUUGCAAAUUUCUUUUGUUAUCUCGUCGUGUCCCUUUUUUUAAUUUUCGAACGCACCGGCGUCACCGAGACGAGAGAGACUGAACGAAACCGACGGAAGGAAGAACAAAUUUAAUUCGUUUACCUUUUGAUAUUUCGAGAGAGUCGUCGUUUUGCUGUGCCAUUUUCUAAAAAAAAGAAAAACAGAAUGUCGACAUCAAAAGAAAUCCAAAAUGUCAAAGAGAAUUCGAGAGAGAGAGAGAAAUUAGCCCGAACAAAUAACUAGAAAGAAAAGACUCACGGUGCAAUUUCGAUUUGUUUUAUGUAUCGACGUUCUUUUGAUCUAUUGAACAAAAAAGCGUCGCCGUAGCGCAAUUUGAAAAUGUCGUUUUUACUUUGAUCGGGAAAUGGCUGAAAAAGUUUGUUUUUCAAAUUUCCCCCUCGGGACCGAUACGCCAUCAAUUUUCCCUAUCGAAUCGGUCGGUCUCUCUCUCUCGACGUCGUUAUUUGACAAUGUCGAUAAGAAUGGCAACCUUUUUUUUCUUUUCUGGAAUACGGGCAUUUGUUUGAUUGGUUCUAGUCAAUUUCAGUGGCAUCACGUCGGCAUCAACUAACCCCAGGGAGGAUUUAAGAAGAAAGAAAAAAAGGGCAAUUGAAUAUUUCGAGACGUGCGUAACAAAAAGGAAUGGGAAACUUUUUCUUACUUUCUUACCGCGGACAUGACCAAUGAGGAUUGUCACGUCCGUUUCUGUAUAAUCAUCCAUCUACCCUCGUCUCUUCUAUUGCUCGCCGUUUUUCCUCAUCGUCGUUAUUGUGCCCAUCAAAGUCGCUGUAAAACAACUUGCCUCUCUCUCUUUCACCUUGUGUUUUUCUUCUCUUAGCUGGACGUUACAGCACACGCUGCACUUAUUUGAUUUCUUGUGUGUGUGUCUCUCGUUUGCCAAUUUGUCCAACAUUUUCGUUCAAUUUGUUUGUUUCCUUGGCCGUUUGCGCGCAAAACGUGGCUCUUUUGUUUCCUCUCAUUUCCUUCUUUGCUUCAAGAGCGGGAUACUAAAAAAAAAAAAAAAUAAGAAAUUACUAAAUAGAUUUGGCAAGGGUCCAAACCUCUCCAGAGUGAGAGAGAGAGAGACAAAAAACAAAAAUUAAUUUACACAAAAAACCGCACACCCAAAAACCCAGCGGAUAUAUAACUAUAAUGUUGCUGCUGCUGCCAUCCCGACACACACUUUGUUAUUUCAUUUUUUUUUUUUUACCCUCCUGUCUCUCCUUCCUGUUUCUGUUUUUUUUUUUAUAGUUAGAAAAAGCUAAACACCCGGGCUAAUCUAAUAUCCUUCUUGGGCGGAAAACGGGGAAUUUCUCGGAUGAAUUAGAUUUUACCUUUUUUAUUUCAUUUUCUUUUGGUUUUUUGUUGUUCGCUCGCUCUCCAGCACGCUCGUAUAUUUGUUCUUUAUAUAUGUGGAUUCCAUCGUUCCAUUCGAUACAAUCAAUAUGUUUAGAUUUGAGAAAAAGAAGAUAGGGGCGAAACAAGAAAUUUUUUCUUUUUUUUUAAUUUUCCUGCUGGGCUUGGGGGAAAGAAAAAAAUCUGUUUAAUAACAAGAGCGAAAAGAGAAAAAAACUUUCAGAGCUUUUGAUUUUUAAAAUGACAUGAAAAAAAAAAGCUUUGAUUAGACGAGAGACACCUUCACUUUCGAUACCCAAAACCGUCGUGCGUGUGUGUGUGUGUUUGUUAUUAUACUCUAUUAUAAUCCCCAAUGAUGUUCUUCUCCUUUCUUCUUCAUUCUUCUCCUUCCACGGCGUUUCAACGCGCCCAAUCUACGUAGCUACUUUGAUAGCGCUUAUUAUUUGACACGAAAGAAGAAAAGAUAUAAACCGAAAACUAAACUAAAAAAAACAAAAACAAAAACAAAAAAAACAACUAAAAAAUACGCAAAAAAACAACAAAAACAAACAAACAAACAAAACAAUGAUCGUUAUAUACAUAAUUAUAUAUAUUUCGCCUGGCGAUGAUGCCGCUGCACCCCUCCACCACACCACACCUUGUUUUUUUCCCGCGCGGCUUUUCGAUUCGAACUCAAUUCCCGACCGAAACGUAAAAGAAAACAAGGCAACAACAAGCAUCCAAUCUCCAAAAUGAUAAUCUUAACCAAUUUUGAGGAAUAGAAAUUAAAAAAAAGAAUAAAAAAAGGCGCACAAAAAUUGAUCACAAACAACACCUGGACAAAAAGUUGGUGUGAAAUUCAACUCGAGUCAAGGUGCAACAUAUUUCGGCUCUCUCUCUCUCUCUUCGUAAAUCAUCGUCCGCAUUCAAAGCAAUUGGCAAGGCACAAGAAAAUGUUUUUUUUUUUUCGUUUCUAAUUAUUUCCCCGUGUGUUAUUUUUUUCUUUUUGGAAAAGAAAAAUUACCAACCAAACUAAACAUUUGGAUUUUGAUAACUUUGUAGAUGCUUUUGUGCGUUUAUAAUUGUAUGAUAGCCGCUAGAGGUUAUUACUGUCGAGUUGCGGGAGGGGGUUAUUUGAAAAGCGGUUGGAAGUCAAAAAGUCAAACUGGGAAUCAGUAACACCUCAAUUUUUAGGGGGGAGAGGGGUAACUGGAGAAAUGCUUAAAUGACCAUUGCGACAUUCUCUCCGUCGUCAUUUUAUUCAAACAAGACCUUCCUCAUUUUUCUUUCCCCCUUAUCUCUUUGAAUUGGCCCAUUUUCCUUCUCUGUUGUCUCCAUACACUUUCUCUCUCUGUCCUCAUUUUCCUUUAAAUGUAUCCGUUGUCAUGUAAUCGCCAUAAAACCUUCCCAGCUAUCACUUUGCGACUCGGAGAUUGAUUCUAAUCAAAUCAAAAUCAUCUCACCUAGUCAAAAUUUUUUUUUAAAUCUUUUGAUCUUAUUUCUUUUACCACGCCCACCUCCCUUGUUUGAGAUCGUGAGACAAUAUAAAAUAUGAGAAGUAAAAAAAGAAAAAAACUAAACUAAAAUCGCUGAUAUAUAAUUCGAAAUUGAAUUGUUAGGCUUUGAAUACCCGGCUCCUUUUUUUUUUUUUAAUUAAGCCCCUCAACCUCCUUGAUAGGAAACGAUUAAAAUUCGAUUUUUCAAUGUGUCCAGACUCGCGUGUCAAGUGAUGAUGAUUUUUAUUGUAUCAUGUAGAAGCGCUUUCUUCGAUUCCCUUUUGCGUUUGAAAAUGUAUCAUUGCUGGACGACGACAUCAAAGAUAGCAGAAGAAAAACAAAAAUUGCACACAAGAUUUAAUCCUAUAACCGACAAAUUUCAAAAAAACAAACAAAAAAACCAAAAUGUUCGUUCGGGACUACUAUUCCUUCCGUACUCUGUUGCGUUAAAUAGGCUGUGCGUGUAUUGCUCUAAUUUUCCAGAUUAGUUAUUUCAUCCCCGCCAAUUUCCCAAAUCGCCAAUCAAAUCAACAAAAUUGUCAUGCAGCCCUCCUUAAUUAAAUUAGCUCGCCGAAUUUUUUCCCAUUUCCUUCAUUUUUCCUCUCAACUGAUUUAUUAUUAUUAUGACAACCUCUAAUAUCAACAGCAGUUGGCCAAAUCUUCUUCUUCCCUAUUACCCAACAACAAAAAUAGGCGGGAAACCCCUCAAAAUUCGAAUUGAUUCCCUCUCUUUCUCUCGCUCUCGUAAGUAUAUUCCUUUCGAUCGUUUUGAUUUUUCUUUUUUUUUUUCAGUAUAUAUAUAUACAUUGGUUAUCCCAAAAAAUAUAUAUAUCGGCUUGAAUUUAAUUGAGGUUGUCCCCCCCUCUUCUCGGCUCUAUCUUGCGUUCAUUUCCUUGUGAUUCUCCUUCCUUCCUCACACUCUCAUUCGUCUGGUUUGUUUCGUUUUUUCCUGCAUCGCCUCUCAGUUUGUUUCAUUUCAUUCAAUCGAGAAAAACAAAACAACCAAUACCCAAAAAUGGUAAAAGAAAAACACCUCUUCAACAUAUAUUCUUCAGUUGGUUAUUAUUAUUAUUCAUCUUUAUAUAUGAUUUGUGGGUUUCGAUCUGAACAACAACAAGUUUAUGUUGGUGUAUUCUGUACAUGGCGAAACAACAAAGUUUUAAUGUAAUUCCAAAAAACUC